Lates calcarifer (barramundi perch) is the source of this 1034-nucleotide messenger RNA. RefSeq names its product zona pellucida sperm-binding protein 3. Gene Ontology annotation, cellular component: extracellular matrix. Bases 43 to 999 code for a protein of 318 amino acids. Gene Ontology annotation, molecular function: acrosin binding. NCBI's taxonomy places the organism in Eukaryota, Metazoa, Chordata, Actinopteri, Centropomidae. The transcript has 9 exons. The record is from RefSeq and is a predicted model, not a curated record. Gene Ontology annotation, biological process: binding of sperm to zona pellucida; positive regulation of acrosome reaction; egg coat formation.
AGCAAUAAAAGCCCUCACAGUGUUGGUCCUGUGUGUUCAGUCAUGAUGGCUUUCUCUUGGCAAGGUGUGCUGCUCUUGAGCCUUGUAGCGGCUGUUUCAGUUUAUGCAGACAUGAAACUGGACUGUAGGCCUGGUUUUGUGACAGUGGUGUGGACAGAGAGCAGAUCCCAGGCUGACCCGUCACUCUUCCGUCUCGGAAACUGUUUUCCCACCAGCAUCACGGCCAGGGAGGUUGUUUUCAGUGUCGACUUCAACGAUUGUAACUUCAGGACAAUGGUCACUGGGAAUCAGCUAAUAUACACCAAUGAUCUUCUCUACAUUUCUUCUCCUGAUUCCAGUGUACUCCCUGUCAUUCAUCCAGUUGUCUGUACAUAUGAGAGGCCAAAAGACUGGUACCCUCUCAUCUAUGACCCUGUAUUUAACACAUAUGGUGAAGGGGAUCUAGUGUUUGCCAUCAGACUAAUGAAUGAUGACUUCUCAGGCCCUGCUAAAUCUACUAGUUUUCCUCUGGGCUCCUUUAUUCCAAUCAUGGCCAGUGUGGAGCUGAUGAACCAUCAGCCCUUGCUGCUGCUGCUUGAGGAAUGUGUAGCUGCUGCCACACCAGAGCUGCAGCCUGAAAGCAAUUUAUACCCAAUAAUUACAAAUAAGGGAUGUCUUGUGGAUAGUAAGAUUUCCCGCUCAAAAUUUGAACCAAGAGAAAACCCAUCAGAGAUGCAUCUAUCCCUUCAAGCCUUUAGGUUUGCUCUUGGAAAAGAGGUGUUUAUCCACUGCAAACUUGUUGCUUGGGAUCCCAUUGGUCUUGACAACACAAAGAAGGCCUGCCACUAUGUCAAAGAUCAGGGCUGGGAGCUUCUGGAUAAUCCUGCAUAUAGCAAUCUAUGUGACUGCUGUGAUUCAAGCUGUAAGUCCAGGAAGAUGAGAAGUGUGUUAUCAGGGAAGCUGGGAAUAGUACAUAAAGCAGUCCUUGGGCCACUUACCAUCACUGAUGUGAAUUCCUGAAGCAUCACCGUAAGAACUGACUUCAAUUUACGUUG